AUGAAUCCCAACGAAGGCGUGGCGCUGCAGGAAAAGUACAAGGUGGUGGUGGUCGGCAGGGGCGGCAUGGGCAAAAGCACCCUCACCACCCAGUUCAUCCAGUCAUAUUUUGUCUCCGAAUAUGACCCCACAAUUGAGGACAUAUAUAGAAAAAUCUGCAAGAUUGAUGGAACCCCAAUGCGCCUGGACAUUCUGGACACUGCUGGGCAGGAGGAGUUUGGGGCCAUGCGAAAGCAGUAUAUGCGCACAGGGGAAGGUUUUCUCCUGGUCUAUGCCAUCAAUAACCAUGGCAGUUUCAUCGAGAUCAAUAAGUUCCACACUCAGAUACUUCGAGUGAAAGACCGUGAUGAGUUCCCCAUGAUCCUCGUGGGCAACAAGACUGAUUUAGACCUUUAUUGGCAGGUGUCCAAAGAAGAAGCCCUCAGCUUUGUCCAGGAGAAUCGGAUCCCGUACAUGGAAGCUUCUGCGAAACUCCAUCUCAAUGUGGACAAAUCUUUCCAUGAGCUGGUGAGGGCCAUCAGGAGGUUUCAUGAGCUGGAUUCUCCUCCCGCCCCAACAGUUAACCCUAAGAAGAAAGAAAGCAAAGGCUGCCCUUGUUCCAUUCUGUAAACUGCCUUCCCGCACCAAGCUACGGAUCCUGGGAAGGGAAAGAAGA
Anolis sagrei ordinatus is the source of this 655-nucleotide messenger RNA. The record is from RefSeq and is a predicted model, not a curated record. Lineage: Eukaryota; Metazoa; Chordata; Lepidosauria; Squamata; Anolidae.